AGGAGAGAGAAAUGUUCAUGAUGGCCAGGGCAGAGGAACUGAUAGAGAACUUUCGGGCUCUCAUCCUCACCCUCCACUUCAACCAGCUCCCCUCUCAAAUUUUUUCUUUUCUUUCUUGGCUGCAGUCUCAAACUGCAGUCUUGUAAUUUCCAAGCUUUCCUUACAAAAAACCAUCAAAAAAUACAUCUCAUUUUGUAGCUCCUUUGUCCAAGUACCAUGAGGCCGGAGGGGACCCCAUUAGACCUCAACAACUUGCCGGAAGAGUAUGGCGGCGAUCGGUAUCGAGAAGGGAAAGAGGUUUCGGAGGAGAGUUCGACGACUGCUACUGCCGAACCGACAGAUGCAAGGUGUAGGAAAAAGAGAAGUGGGAAGGGGGGAAAAGAGUGUGGGAAGAUUUAUGAGUGUAGGUUUUGCUCUCUCAAGUUCUGCAAAUCUCAAGCUCUCGGGGGACACAUGAAUCGCCAUCGCCAAGAGAGGGAGACAGAGACUCUAAACCGUGCUCGGCAGCUGGUGUUCAAUAAUGAAAACCUUGGAGGGCAAGGGCCUCUUUUAGGGUGCAACAUUCCUUCAAUCCCCACCGUGAACUUCAACCAGAGAGGUGCCAUGGGAGAUCCAUCUCUUCCUUUCCGGCCCGUCUACACCAGACUACCCUCACCAUCUUCACCCUCCAUGUUAUCACAACCACCUCUUCAACCAUACCUAUACACAUCAUCCUCUCCACGCCUUCUCUCCUUCCCCUCUCCAUACCCACCGAACCCCAUGAAUGACUACUACAUCGGCCAUGUCCUCAACCCGCACCACCCCACGAAUCCAAGCUACACCCGUGAGUCGAAUUACACUUGCAUCGGAGCUCCCGUCACCACCCAUGGCUUCCCUGCUGAAGGCAUUCGGCCCCCACCUCCCAUGGAUGGCCUUCGGUGCAAUCAAGGAGAUGGACUGAACUGGAAUUGUGGCAAUGCAGAUGGGCCAGAAUUGGAUGUUUCUCCAAUGGAUCGGUUCCGCAGUGAGUACUAAGCAUGGAUUGAAAUUGUAAGUUGUAAAUCUUUCUGAUCAGCCAUUCUCAGUGAAAAAAAAAAAACACAAAGGAAGGAGAAGCCCUUUUUGUUAUUUUUUUGGUAGUUAAGGCCAGAUGGGUAGACAGCUUUUUGAGCUCAUACAUACACCAGCUACUUUGGCAUGGAGGUGCCUUGAAGAGGGUUAUGUGUUUUGUACCAAGGUGGGUGGAAAGGGGGAAUAGAGAUGAACAAGGAGUUUGAUUUCAACUGAAAGGCUUGCAACCUCUUUUCUUACAUUUUAAAGUACUACGGUUUGCAUGAAAAAGUCAUUUUGGCUUUUCUGUUUGCUUGAGCAGUGUUUUUAUUUUUUGUUGUCUUUUGUAGAGCUUGGACUCAAGUGUAAGUAAACCCAACUCAUCUUUGCCACUUAUAUGGGUCGUUAUCAUCUCUCUC
Magnolia sinica is the source of this 1448-nucleotide messenger RNA. RefSeq names its product zinc finger protein STAMENLESS 1-like. The coding region runs from base 217 to 1014 and encodes 265 amino acids. Gene Ontology annotation, molecular function: DNA-binding transcription factor activity. The record is from RefSeq and is a predicted model, not a curated record. NCBI's taxonomy places the organism in Eukaryota, Viridiplantae, Streptophyta, Magnoliopsida, Magnoliales, Magnoliaceae. The transcript has 5 exons.